This is a messenger RNA of Eimeria maxima, 1206 nucleotides long. RefSeq lists its product as hypothetical. Bases 1 to 1206 code for a protein of 401 amino acids. Gene Ontology annotation, cellular component: lysosomal membrane; Mon1-Ccz1 complex; late endosome membrane. NCBI's taxonomy places the organism in Eukaryota, Apicomplexa, Conoidasida, Eucoccidiorida, Eimeriidae. The record is from RefSeq and is a predicted model, not a curated record. Gene Ontology annotation, biological process: regulation of autophagy. The transcript has 5 exons.
AUGUCUUUUUCUCCUUGUGGCUCCUUCCUCCUCUAUGUUACUGAUGACAGCAGCAGCAGCAGCAGCAGCAGCAGCAGCAGCAGCAGCAGUGUACCUAACAUAUCAACAGCAGCAACAACAGCAACAACAACAACAACCAGCAGCAGCAGCAGCAACAGCAACAGCAGCAGCAGCAGCAGCAGCACGACGAAGGAAGAUCCAUCAUCCUCUUCCUCUUCUUCUUGCUCAUCAGGCGGAUCACAACAACAACAACCACCAGCAGCAGCAGCAGCAGCAGCAACAGCAGCAGCAGCAGCAGCAGCAGGAGGAGGAGGAAAAAAAGAAAUAAUAAUACAAGAAGCAGGUAUAAUAGAUGUAUAUGGUGAUGAAUGUUUAACAACUUUUAUUCCUCUUAGGGGAAACACAAUAGCUGACGAUACACCCCAAGUACUACAGGCAUUCUGGGCUCCUGUUGCUCCUGCUGCUGCUGCUGCUGCUCCUCCUCCUCCUCAUGCUGCUGCUGCUGCUCUAUCUGGUGGUGGAGGUGGGGGAGCAGCAGGAGGGGGAACAGCAGCAGCAGAUUCGUCCCUUGUUGUUGUUAUUACACAAAAAUCUAUUGAACUCUUUAAGUUUAUUCAUAGUGGUAAGACAUUGCAUGCAUUAAAGAAAAUAACACAAACAUCUCUUCUUGCUUGGGUAUUACCCCCUACACCAAGGAGACAAACCCUAGAUAAUCAGCAGCAGCAGCAGCAGCAGCAACAGCAGCAGCAGCAGCAGCAGAGUGUAGCAGCAGCAGCAGCAGCUAUUGCAGCAGCAAAUACAGGACCUUCUGUAUUUGUUGUUGCUAUUGCACAAAGAACUCUACAACCCUUCCUAUUAGAUUCAAGAACUCUGAGUCUAGUUCGUUUACCAAAGAUAGAAUUAAAUCUUCCUUUAUGGCAAGCACUGCAGCAACAAGAUGUUUAUCUUUGUUGUUUAUAUAAUACUGUUUAUUGCAUGCAUGCAGACCCGCAUGCAGGAAGAAUAUCCUUAAGGGCAAUAACAGGACCUAUACAACCAGAUACUGUAUUAGAUGCUCUUGCUCCUGGGGAAUUAAAGAUAUUAGCAUUAGAUAAUUUAUUGGUGGUUUAUAAUGCGGGGUUAGAGUUGGUCUUAUUAUAUGAUUUAAAUCAAGGAGGAGGAGGGGGAGGAGGAGGAGGAGGAGGAGGAAUAAAGGGUAUAGAUUAA